AACUGUGUGUCAUCAUCAGAGAAGGUGACAGUGGCUUUAAGUUUAUAUAUAAGGUGUCAUCUCUCAAUCGGUUCUCUUUUAUUAAACACCUUUGAGCUACCCCCAGCUACUGGGACUCAUUUAAACCUUUACAUUUUUCUAAUUUUAAAACAUUUUCUAAUAUCUGGGGCCAACUGGGAGACAAAGGAAAUCUUUUCAACAGCUGUCAUUCAUCCUUCUAAAAAGAACCCCGCACAAAGUAUUUGAAGUCCCCUUGGUCAGUGUUGCACAGAAGGGAAAAUCCAUUCUGUCCAGGCAGAAUUGUUCCGCAGUAAUCUCCACCCUGACAAGGUCUUGGGAGGGCUCUAAUUUUCAGAGAAUGGUAGGUUUUGAGUUUUCCCAUUGCAUAGGUUGCUUUAUGAAAAGGACACAUAAAUAAUGAAAGAGGAAGGAAUGGAACUUCCUCUUUUGCUCAGGGAACUUUUCCCAUUCCCAGGGGUUGCAUAGAGAAAAGGGUAGGAAUAGAGAAAGUGUGUGGUUUUGGAAACUAUUUCUCCUUCAUGUGCACAUUCUGCUUAGAUGUCAGCCUAAGAGCUACAGGGUUGAUCUGUGGAGGGUCCCCAAGUCUGAGAGAGCAGGUUUUUCCCUCCAGACUACAGCGACCCCCAUUUGAAAUGGGCUCAGCCAAGAACCUAGACUGACUGAACUAAGGUCACUCCUUUGAGUCAUCAGGGAGCGUAGGAAGAAGAUAACAUCCAGCAAACCGCAAGUUUCCUGUGUUCUGUCAAGUCCUUGCCAAGUGGGGCUUUCUCUUUUGUUUUCUGGAGGCUGUGUUCGUUAGUCACUUGGAUGCACAGCUGGUCACCGUGUCCAGCCCCAUCUGAAUUCAUCCUGUUGAAGAUUCCUGGUGAUGCUGUCUACGUGCUGGGUUUGUGGCCUGAAUGGUGCUUCCAUCAUGGAGUCAGCUGUGCUAAGGUCUGGAGGUCUACGAAGGUUUGGGGGCCUGUUACCCUGAGAGGAUGUGACACUGAGUGAUUCAGACAGGAGUUCCUGGAAGGAGAACCCACAAAAGAUGACCAGAUACAGGGCACACCAUCCUUGGCAGCACCAAGGUCAGCAUCACAAAGGAGGCGGCGUUCAAUAAUCACUUGGAUGCAGAGCCGGUCACUGUGUCCACACAGCUAAGGACUGUCCAGCCCCAUCUGAAUUCUUCCUGUUGAAGAUUCCUGCAAUCACAUUCAUUCCCACUGGCUGAAGAUUCCUCUGGACAGUUAGUUAGUCCUGGUUACUAGCACGGAGCUGCUGUCAGGAUCAUGCCAAGCCCACUGGUCCUGGAGCCUAGCCACCUGAAGAGCCUUAAGGAAAACCUGUCAGAAAUCCUUAUGCACAGACCCAGAACGUCCUCAUGGCAGUAUCAGUGGUGACAAGCAUCGUGGACAACAUAACGACCAUCAUCACUAACGAAGUGUGCAGAGAUAAUCUGAAGCUCUUGAUAACUGAAGAUGGAGUCUGGAAGGUGUUUGUGACGAAAGCAGCGUUGUCAAGCGAGGAGGAGGCUGCCCUGCGUGAUGCACUGGAGAAGCGUUUAGCCCAGGAGCCCGCGGAUGAAGAUGAUGAAACAGAAAAGAGGCAGCAGAAAGAGAAUUUUCUGAAAGAAUUUCCUGAGUUGAAAGGGAAACUUGAAGAACACAUCAGGAAGCUCCGAGCUCUGGCUGACCAUCUUGACCAGGUGCACAAGGGCUGCACCAUCGCCAAUGUGGUGUCCGGCUCCACAGGCAUCGCCGCUACAAUCGCUGGAUUAGUUCUGGCACCCUUCACAGGAGGGGCCUCUCUGAUUAUGUCAGCAGCUUCAGUGGGUCUAGGAGCAGCCGCAGCUGCGACUGGCGUCACCACUUCCAUUGUGGAAGAAUCCAUCAGAACGGCAGAUGAAAGUGAAGCCAGGCGCCUGAUUGAAGCCAGCAUGGACGAACUGGACAGAAUUUUGAAGAUCAUGCCUUUGAUCACAUUCAAAUUUAGUAGUAAGGGUGUGGAAAUAUUCUGUGCCUGGAAAACCCUCAGGGAUCAUAUUCAAGCCAUCAGGACAGGCAGAACCAGGAACUUCACAACGUUUAGAGAAGGUAUUAGGCAGUUGAGGAAUCUCAUAUCACGCGCUAUUCCUCUAGGAACCAGAGUAGCCAGGAUUGCAAAAGGAGUCGGUAAGGUUUCAAUACUUGGAUUUGAUGUGUAUCACCUUGUGACUGACUCCAUGGAUUUACACAAUGGGGCAAAGACAAAACCGGCAGAAGCGCUACGGGAGCUGGCUAACAAUCUAGAAGAGAAGUUGCACGAAUUUGAGCAGCUCCACAAGGAUCUGCAGUCAGUCUAGCCUCAGUGAUCCCUCCACCAAGCAGUUAAGAGUUCAGGGUAAAUGACAUGUAUAGGGUUGGGGACAAGGAGGGAGCAUACCAUUACAAGGGAAAUAACACAUGA
Messenger RNA from Arvicola amphibius (Eurasian water vole), 2448 nucleotides. Its product is annotated as apolipoprotein L3-like. Lineage: Eukaryota; Metazoa; Chordata; Mammalia; Rodentia; Cricetidae. Bases 1385 to 2344 code for a protein of 319 amino acids. Gene Ontology annotation, cellular component: membrane; extracellular region. The record is from RefSeq and is a predicted model, not a curated record. Gene Ontology annotation, molecular function: lipid binding. The transcript has 7 exons. Gene Ontology annotation, biological process: lipoprotein metabolic process; lipid transport.